Molecule: messenger RNA, 492 nt
Organism: Monoraphidium neglectum
Lineage: Eukaryota; Viridiplantae; Chlorophyta; Chlorophyceae; Sphaeropleales; Selenastraceae
Exons: 3
Coding region: 1-492 (163 amino acids)
Source: RefSeq, a predicted model, not a curated record
AUGCGGAACCACCACGCGGCCAAGCCUCACCGCCGCUCGGUGGAGACGGGGCCUGGUGCCACGGAGGGCGUUACGACCCCUCUGCUGUCUGCGACCUCGGCCCCCCUCGUGACCGGCGAGGACCUGUUCAUCGCCAAUAGGAUCAACGCCCAAGACCAAGCCCUGAGGCAGCAGCUGGCGCUGGGCCCGGACUGCCCCUUCGUGCCGCACAAGCCGGAAGACGGCCGCGGCGCCGCGUCGACGGCCGCCGCCGACGCGGCCGCGGCGGCAGCCGCAGCGGCGGCGGCCGCGCAGGCGGAGGAGGCGCAGGCCGGGCUGCAGGACGCGCCGAGUGUGGGGGACCUGGCGGGGCUGAGCGGCGGCAGCGGCAGCGAGGGCUCGGGGAAGCCGCGCGCCGGCGGCGAGGUGGAGGAGGCGGCCGCGGCCCCGCUGCUGUUGCCGCUGGUGGUGGUGUGCCAAGACAGCACCCCCAAGGAACCCCAGCGCCUUUGA